AUGUCCGUGAGUUCGAAUGAUUCAAACGGAUUCCGCGGUAAAGAUUUUUAUAAAAGAAAAGAAUCAAAAUCGAGUUGUCCGAUAUUAAGAUGCGACGGUUGCGACGACGGAAAUGACGACGACGACGAUGAAAAAACGGCAAUGAAAGAUGAAAAAAGUUAUGUGACUAUCGGAUCCGUUCGAUAUGGCGUUCGCUUUUCUCCGUCGUCACCCGAUGAAAAUACUUCUCCCUCUCGCGGUUCGAUUCCAAACGAUGGGGAUUCAAUUGAAAUUGAUCACUGUUGCGACGUAAUGCAGAUGGCGUGGCCCCGUACGACUCGGGGAUCUUCUCUUCCGCCUUCUAAGAUCCCUCUCCCGAACGCGAACGAAAAAGUGCAGGCUAAUAAUAAACGCGGCGGCGGCGGUGGUAAGGCCGGCGAAGAGAGAGCGACGGCGCCAGUAUACCGCAGUGUUUCCGAGGUGUCACGGCCGAAAAGGAUUCCCGUGAGCAGCUGUUUUGCGGUCGAGAGUGACGAAUCAAACAACAUUGGGGACAUGAAAGCAACGAGUCCCCAAACGCCGAAUUCCUCUCGUCGACCUCUUUUUGCCAAAGCCAAUUUUAAAUUCGGUGGUAAUGCUCCAACUCCUUCUUCAUCUUCGUCCUCCGAAGAUAAGGACACGUCGAGAUUGAUACCGGGUACGAAAGAUGAUAAUUCAACGUCCGGAAAUCAAUUUCAAAUCACUUUGGAUAAAUUACAAAAGUUCAGGUUCGGAGGGAAUAACGAUAAAUCCGCGGCAUCCGGUGCGGUGCAAAAAAAGAAAAAAAUCAGUGACAAAACGGAAAGAUUACGAGAAUUGACGGAUAAACUCCUUCACAGUCGUGGUCCUAGUGCGGGAAGUGGUGAUAAAAAGAAACCGCCGACGUGCAAUUCUUCAUCUAGUUCUCCGUCGAAAUCUAUUAGCGGCAAACAAACGGGAGGCCCCAGUUUAAGAAACUUUUUCGGUAGUACAACUAGUUUGACGGGUUUUCAAUCGAAAUCCGGAGGUCCCAAACGGGAAGCAUCCAUUCGGAGCGUGGAUUCGGGACCCGCGACACAAUCGCCGAAAGAUUUCGAUGUGAAAAGUGACGAGUGUAAAACAUUAUCGGACGAUGAUAAAUUCGAUUGUAACAUACCCAAACCGAAAAAAACUCAUUCUAAACCCACCAUAUCCGGUAUCGCUGGUUACGCUCAACGCAUCAACGCCUUUCGCAGCGCUUCCUUCUCUCAGGUUGAUUAUGACACCGCGGACGGGAAAUACACGAGAACGCUACGUAAAAACGGAAACGAAUCCAAACCCGGUAUUCCAUCGUUCGGUUGUGUCACAUUCCCAAGAGUGAAACAAGUGGACGCUUCAACAUCCGUGAGUCCGCCACCGGAUAAAGUUACCGAAAAUGCCGGAUCGACUCCAAGCGUGGAUUCGGCUGUUGGUUCGGACGAAGGUUUCGUCAUCGGAUCAUCCAACAAUUUGAUACUCAUAUCGGAGGGACACAAACCCUCCGGCGGUUCGAGAUCUUUAACUUAUCCUUUUACAAAAAAAUUAUCUAAAUCCGAUGAAAUACCAUUUUCUUCCAUCGACGGAAACGGUUUGAAAAGCCUUCAUCAAUGUUCGUUGAACAGAGAACUUUCCGAUGUGAAAGAAGAAGUUAGCGUGUCUUCGGAAACUCCAACCAUCGGUGGUGGUGACACUCUUAGCGUGGGUUCGAACGAAACGGUCCGAGAGUUUCACGAAAAAACUUGUGAUAAUAGUUUAAAUAAUAGUGCAAAUAACAGUCCGAAUCCGAGAGUGAGUCCGAAUUCUGAAAAAACCGUUUAUCAAUGCAUGGUCAAAGAAUAUCCUAUGAUUGUUUCCACGACGGAAAUACCCGUCGAUAAUUCAAAAUCCGUACCCGACAAAAACGAAACGUUAGAAACAUUGGAAACGUUGGAAAGAGAAAUAAACGAAUUAAUAAUACAGCAAAAGGGUAGCGGGACAUCACCGAAACCGGAAAUAUACGUGACGACGUGGCCGAAAGAAUCGGAUGUUGUCAGAGACAACGAUUCGGACGCGUCGGAAAAAUCAAAAACGGAAACGAAGAAAAAAAAUGAAAAUGAUGAUAAUAAUUUUUCGGAAAAAGAAAAAGGCGAAGAUGAUGACAACAAUAAAAACGAUAACAAAUCGAAAGAAUCCGAAACGGAGGAGAGUAAAAAAAUUGAUAAAAGAUGGUCUAGCGACACGUCGAACGAUGGUAGCAGCGAACCCGUGAGCGUGGAAGAAAAUUAUUUUAAAAAUCAAUGGACGAAAAAUGUUGAAAAACCCAAAUUAACGUGUCAGAGUUCCGACGAAAGAGAUGACGACGUGUCGGCAAACUACAGACGAUAUCAUUUGCUAAGCCGAAACGACUCGUUAUCGGAGGGAGACAGCGAUCAAGGUGAAAGAAGGCCUUCGACACCGAUGAGAGACAGAGAAAGAACUUGUUCACCUUCACCUUACGCUCACAAUUACGAUUUAUCAUCGGACAACGAAAGCAAAAAUGGAAGAUGUUCACACGGCCCGAGGCGAUAUUCCAAAAGGCCCUUAAGGGGACCCUACGGUCAAAUGUUGGAAGCAGAAAUGAAAAAACCCGAAACGACUCGUUUGUUGUCCAAAAAACAAUUUUCGGACGAUUUGAAAUUUUUAGAAGAAUACAUUCAUCCACUUCCCGAGGGUAGAGUUCAUUCGAACGAGAAUACCAGGCCCUCGUCGGAAUCAAGGUUGACGUGUCCACGUCCGAGAUUCAACGCGGGUCGUUCCUUUGACGAUUCACAAUUACAAAACGUUUACAACACGGAUCCCAGAUCCCCGAGUAAACGUAAAGCAAGUUCGACUCUUCCCUUUCCCAACGGUGAUGAUGCUCAAAAGGAUACCCUAGUAGUGUGCCAUCAAAGAACCACAUCUAGUCCAUCUCAAUUGGAAAAUUUUUCGUCAGGAAAUUCGUCUACGUCUGUAUCGACGUCGACGUCGGCGACGACACCGACGACACCGACGACAACAACGACAACGUCAUCAGACGUAAUAAAAGGAAAUCCUCAACCGAGUCAAGAAUUAUUAGCAGCUCUACUUAAGGGUAGUUCGGAAAGACGAUACGUCACGGAAGAUAAUCCAUUGGGAAAUGCUCAAAAUUCAAAGGUAAGACUCACUUUUUUCUUCCUUUUUCUUAUUUUCAAUGGAAAUUAA
Pediculus humanus corporis (human body louse) is the source of this 3213-nucleotide messenger RNA. RefSeq lists its product as uncharacterized. The coding region runs from base 1 to 3213 and encodes 1070 amino acids. The transcript is spliced from 2 exons. The record is from RefSeq and is a predicted model, not a curated record. Lineage: Eukaryota; Metazoa; Arthropoda; Insecta; Psocodea; Pediculidae.